AGUUUUAACAAAUCACAGUUUCUGGAACAGUUUGAAAUUGUCUGAUUCGAAAUUACAACUAGCAUCUUUAGACAAGAUUUUAUCGCCAAAUACAUCAAUCUGAUUGGUUUAAACCCCAACUAGAUGUACAUAUGGUAGGUAGGUAUGCACAAGUCAGGGUCCAAGUGUAAAGAAUGAUGAUUAAAGUUUCCCUGAGUACUUAAAAAUCAAAAUAUACUUUAUUGAACAACUCAAAUCCAGAGUCAAAUUCUUUUUGAGGUCAGGUGUAUGUAUCAUAAUACAUAAAAAGCAACAAUGACCAUCAGUAUACAGUGCCUAUAUACACAAGUGUAUCUGCAAACUAUAAACAAAUAGUGCUAAAACAAACACUGUGGGUGUUUGUGUACAGUGUAUGCAAAGCAUGUGUCGGUUUACAGUAAAUUAAGUUCUAUUUGAUAGUGGUGGGUGAUAUGUAGGUAAAUUUCUAAGUAUUUUAUAUGCCACUGAAAUGAAACUACGUGAUUUCUUCCCCUUAUUUAUUUACUCUGCAGCUGCAAUUGUUUGUAUGUAUUAUCUCUGACCACUAGGUGGUGAAAACGAGCCACUUUAAGGAUUUGCUAAAGCUUUAGAAGAAGACAGUGUUCUUACGUGAUACUAAGGGAUGGUCUGUAGUUAUAUGAGGUACUUUCCAUUAAAACUACCUACGAUUAUUUCCCCCUAAACGGCAUGUUAUUUGUUUAUUUAAACACAGCUGCAUUUGCAUGUAGUUUCCGUUCCUGUCCACCAGGUGGCGAUGGCGUGCAGCUCUACCGGCUCCGUGAGCAUCGUAGAAGAAGACCGUGCGCUUCCAUGAUUCCUGCUGCUGUUUGUUAUCUGUCAUUCAUGCUGUUUUUGUUGUGAACAGCCGUGGACACAUGGCCUUCGCUCUGCCGGUGUGGCUGGCGGUCCAGGAGGCGCUGCUCGGACCGGACGAGGAGGACCUCGGGACUCCGAGCUGCUUCGACGACAUGGACGACGAGACGUUGUUCCAGAUGUUCCACCUCACCCGACCCUGCAUCGCCUUCAUCACAGACUCCGUCCGCAUCCGCAUGAGGAAAGCGGCCGCGAAGAAGCCCGCGCUGUCCGUGGACGAGAUGGUCAUGGUGGCGCUGAACUAUUACGCGCACGGAGUCGCCUCCGCCGCCAUCCUGCAGAAGGUCGACCUGAGCCAGACGGACUACACGGCGGUCAUCGGCACGGUGUCCGGGGUCAUCGCGGGGAUGUCCGACCAGUUCAUCUCGUUCCCGCUGAUGCAGGACGCCAAAUCCAACGUCGCCUUCGAGAUAGAGAAGCUGUGCGGGAUCCCCAACGUGCUGGGCGUCCUGGCUCCGGCCCACUUCAAGAUCCGAGCCUCUCCGUACGAGAAGGACAGCUUCAGGUCGUUCGUCAACACGCUGGGUCACACGUCGGUGGUGAGCCAGUUCAUAUGCGACUCCGACGGCAACAUACUGAGCGUGGAGAAGUGCUGCGUGGGCAGCACGCUCGAGCAGGAGAUGUGGGAGUCGUCGUUUAAAGGGAGGGAGAUGGAGGAGGACCUGCACGGACCGUACUGGGUCAUCGGUGGGAAAAGCUAUAAACUGAGCAUGCACGUCUUGACUCCUGUGUCAGAACCGGCCAACGACAAGGAGAUCCGCUUCAACGAGGCCCACGCAAAGAUCCACAACGUCAUGCGGACGACGCUCGGCUCCAUGAAGAGGCGCUUCAAGUGUCUGAUGCAGUUGGGUUUUGCGCAAGAAGGCUCCCUGGACAAAAAGUCCAACAUCAUCAAGUCGUGCAGCGUCCUACACAACAUCGCCAAGAAGUUCUCCACCCCUCCCCCGCCCGUAGCUGGUAAAAUCGAGCCCCUGCAUCCAGGGAGGCAGCGUUCAGUGCCAGUAGAAAUCAACUCUGAGGCUGUGAAAGCCAGACAGGAAAUCAUUGAUAGUAAGUUUAAUAAAUCUGUCGUCUCCAGCAGCAAGAACCCACCAAGUAAAGACGCCACAGAGGAGGACGCGUGAGCAGAGUUGGCGCAUUCGCCACUGCAGGACGCAAAAGGAUCAAACACUGGAACUGGAACCCAAACCCAGUUUAUGAUGCCUAAAAUAAGACUUAAUAAGUUACAGUCGAAGGCGAGUUGCUGUUCUGUGACUUUCUGACACUAACCUCUAAAUGUGAUCUGUUUUUUUUUUUCUUUUUUUUUAAUCUCAGUUGCAGACUUUGUAAAACCACAUUCAGGGAUUU
This is a messenger RNA of Acanthopagrus latus (yellowfin seabream), 2238 nucleotides long. RefSeq names its product putative nuclease HARBI1. NCBI's taxonomy places the organism in Eukaryota, Metazoa, Chordata, Actinopteri, Spariformes, Sparidae. The coding region runs from base 894 to 2015 and encodes 373 amino acids. The record is from RefSeq and is a predicted model, not a curated record. The transcript is spliced from 2 exons.